Messenger RNA from Grammomys surdaster, 3118 nucleotides. RefSeq names its product protein mono-ADP-ribosyltransferase PARP11-like. Bases 1 to 648 code for a protein of 215 amino acids. Gene Ontology annotation, molecular function: NAD+ poly-ADP-ribosyltransferase activity. The transcript is spliced from 4 exons. Lineage: Eukaryota; Metazoa; Chordata; Mammalia; Rodentia; Muridae. The record is from RefSeq and is a predicted model, not a curated record.
AUGAAAGAAGUGAAAAGUGGAACUCUUCAAUGCAGCUCCCAUGAGGUCAUCAUACAGGAUGUGGGUCGUCUUUCCUAUGAUGCUGAGGUGAAGAGUGGGGCCAGUUCUGUAGAGCCCUCAGACAUUAAUAUGUCCCCAGGCGGCAACCCAGACCAAGGAUGUCUGGCUGGCCUUUGGUGGAAAAAGGCUCAGCUCAAGAAAAAGAGAGGUGUCCCUCAAAUCAAUGAGCAAAUGCUGUUUCAUGGCACCAGCAGUGAAUUUGUGGAAGCAAUUUGCAUUCACAACUUUGACUGGAGAAUCAAUGGUGUACACGGUGCUGUCUUUGGAAAAGGAACCUACUUCGCUAGAGAUGCUGCAUACUCCAGUCGUUUCUGCAGGGAUGACGUCAAGCACGGGAACACAUUCCAGAUCCACGGGGUCAGCUUGCAGCAGCGACAUCUGUUCAGAACCUAUAAAUCCAUGUUUCUUGCUCGAGUGCUAAUUGGUGAUUACAUAAACGGAGACUCGAAAUACAUGAGACCUCCUUCCAAAGACGGGAGCUAUGUGAAUUUGUAUGACAGCUGUGUGGAUGACACCUGGAACCCAAAGAUCUUUGUGGUUUUUGAUGCCAACCAGAUCUACCCUGAGUACCUGAUAGACUUCCACUGACCCUGCCUCCCAGGCUCAGUGGUCAAAGUUUUGCUCUCUCAUUGCAGGAGGAUUUGGCCCCCUGUCUUCUAGCCGCUAAUAUAAAUAUUGGAUACUUUUGAAACAGAUACAGAAAAGAAUGCGGCCUCAGUAUAUAAAGAAGUACUGGCUGUCAGGUUGGUUAUAUGUUGUUCUGUUUCUGUCUGUUCCGGUUUUGUUAAAGACCGAUGCUAUUGCCAUCUUAACAUACAGGAGAGAGAGAUACUUCUCAAAACAGAAUAGGUUGAGUCUCAUUACCAUAGCCAGGCAGUCUUCAAAGUUCACGUGCAUGUGACCGGGUCAAAUGAUUUUAGUUUUGUACGCUGUUAGGAGAACUGGUCCUUUAUAAAUGGAAUUUUGGCAUUAUUAUUUAUCAAUGAGCAUGUGACUUUGUUGGUCUUCUGAAGGGGGCAUUUAAAACCCUGAAACAGCCCCUGGUGCUCAGCAAAGUAAGAAACAAGGACGUUGUCCGCUGUGCUAGGAGACAUGCUAGCAGAAGAGAGACCAGGACAGAGCCUGCUUCCCACUGCUGUAGGAAGAUGGUCUGUAGCCCCAGAGCAGCGCACACCAUUCUCACCUACCUCCUGCAGGUGAGUUGACCAGGCUGUUGAGGGUUGUGAGCUCACAGUCUGGCCUGCAGCAGUCUCUGGUCCCUGCCCCCAAGUUAUUUAUUUCCUUUGUUUUCCAAGCCCUGCAGUUAUCACUUCUAACGGUUUUAUCGGUCCUCCCCACAAUUGGAGACACACAUAGCCAUUCUACAGCGAUUCCUAAGAUCCACACGUGUUAGUAGUUGGUGUCUCUCUCUUUUGAAUGAUUGUGGAGAACAUGAGAUGCUGGGAAGAAGUCCGAUUUCUUCUUUAAAGGAGUGAUUGACAACUUCCAACCCCUGAGCAGCUAUGUACAACUUAGAGUUGUGCUCAUGGCUUUGGGUACCUGUCUGCUUGCCUGCUGUUCUGUCCUGAAGAUGAAGUGGUCUGUACCAGCUAACUGCCCGUUGGUGUUCUAGCAGAGACGAGGCAGCACUCAGGCACGAUGCUGUCUAGGUGUUCAAGUAUCAGACAGGGAGCUGCCUGUGGGUUGUCUCCUUUUGCCAUGAUUCCUUAUGGGGAAGAUCAUUCCUCCAGCCACUCACCCAGAACCUUUGCCUAACUCUUCAUACUGACUCUUGUCUCUGGUAUCCUCAUCCAGCUUUGGGUACAAGGAAGUGAGCACAGUUUGGCUUCUAGUGCCUCUGCCUGUAUUGUUCUCUUCAGUCACUCAAAUCGGGAAGCAUCUAAAAAUAAUAAAUGUGUGCAACAGGAUUAGGGACAGUGAUUUUCGUAAGGAUAGCAGUUCUUUCAGCUUUGUAAAUCAUCAGGUUUUCCUUAUAGCCUGGAAUAUGUGUCACUGUGCAGUGGGAAGUACAUGAACGGUACUCAGGAAGGCACACACACAGUGCUUUGGCAUACCGUGGCAUAAUGAUUUCCUGGCUCAAAUGUGUAGACCCACAGUUGGCUUAAGAAAGGAUAGAAAGGACACAUUUCAAAACCAAUAGUGGUCCCUGCAAAAGUUCUUGAAGGCAAAGCAGAUAGGCUGCCUGCCCGCUCACAAGAAUCAGUGUUAGAGGCAUUAGGAGUUUGGACUGAACAGUCUCUCUUCUAGUUCUUUUCUUCUAUUUUUGUUUUAUUUGUGUGUUUGUGUGUUUGUUUGUUUGCGUCUGGUUUUCAAGACAGGGUUUCUCUGUGUAGCCCUGGCUGUCUUAGAACUCUCUCUGUAGACCAAACUGGCAUGCAAUGUGUUAAAGUCCCUCUUACGUGGCUGUCUCCCUCCACCCAGUUCCAUGCACACUUCUCUUAAUACUUGAAUGGAAUGACUGUUGUAGUUGGGGUUAUUUCCUUUUAGACUUGUGUAUCCGUGUCAAGGUGACUGAGAACACAGGCAGUCUGUGCAAUCGCUCUCCCUUGUUGGCUUGCAUGAGGAAGGUGGGGGUGUGUCAUGGUGUCCACCAUAAGAAAGCACUGCCCUGCUGUUGUUGGAACGGACUGCCAGCCCCCCUUCAUAAGGAAGAAGUGACUUCGGUAUGUGUUUUAAAAUAUAAUAAUGUAGACUUCACUCGUGUUAAAGUUUUACUGUCUUGUCUGUUCCAUGUACAGAAGAGCAUCAUUCCCUCUGCUUAUCAAAUUGAGAGUGAAGGGAGCCGGUACAGAGUGGUGAGCCAUGCCACAAAGCUGGCUGAAUAAACUCCAUUGAGUACAAACUUGUUUUUUCUCUGUGGGGAGUCUAGCCUCGGGGUAAAAAUAAAUGUGUUUAUGGGAAAACAUUUUCCUAAAUCUCUUAUCUCCCAUCAGGAAUAUUUGAGAUUAGUGGAUUACUUCAUUUCUAGACUGGUGGUGGUGAUGAUGGCAAAUCUUGAUAUUUAAUGUCUGAGUGUAUUGUUUCUACAAUUGUUGAUUAAAGUUUUCUGUAUCAGGUC